GGAGGGUCCCUGCCUCCCAGCCCCCAGAUUGGGACGUGGGGGCGGGGGAACAACGGGGCACGGAACAGCCUUCCCUCAACAUGGGGCUGGAGGCCCAGAGGCUGCCAGGGGCUGAGGAGGCCCCAGUGAGGGUGGCCCUUCGAGUCCGCCCAUUGCUGCCCAAGGAGCUGCUACACGGGCACCAGAGCUGCCUGAGGGUGGAGCCGGGGCACGGCCAAGUCACUUUGGGCCGGGACCGCCACUUUGGCUUCCACGUAGUGCUGGACGAGGACGCCGGGCAGGAGGCUGUGUACCAGGCCUGCGUGCAACCCCUCCUCGAGGCUUUUUUUGAGGGCUUCAAUGCCACCGUCUUUGCCUACGGUCAGACAGGCUCCGGGAAGACGUACACCAUGGGGGAGGCCAGUGUGGCCUCCCUUCACGAGGACGAGCAGGGCAUCAUCCCACGGGCCAUGGCUGAGGCCUUUAAGCUGAUUGAUGAGAAUGACCUGCUUGACUGUCUGGUGCACGUGUCCUACCUGGAAGUGUACAAGGAGGAGUUCCGAGACCUGCUGGAGGUGGGCACCGCCAGCCGUGACAUCCAGCUUCGGGAAGACGAUCGUGGGAAUGUUGUGCUGUGUGGAGUGAAGGAGGUGGACGUGGAGGGCCUGGAUGAGGUGCUGAGCCUCCUGGAGAUGGGCAAUGCAGCGCGGCACACGGGGGCCACACACCUCAACCGCCUCUCCAGCCGCUCACACACUGUGUUCACCGUGACCCUGGAGCAGCGGGGGCGCGCCCCCAGCCGCCUCCCCCGACCUGCCGCAGGCCAGCUGCUCAUCUCCAAGUUCCACUUCGUGGACUUGGCAGGCUCAGAGAGGGUGCUCAAGACAGGCAUCACAGGCGAGCGGCUCAAGGAGAGCAUCCAGAUCAACAGCAGCCUCUUGGCGCUGGGCAAUGUCAUCAGCGCCCUGGGUGACCCGCAGCGCCGCGGCAGCCACAUCCCCUACCGGGACUCCAAGAUCACCCGGAUCCUCAAAGACUCCCUGGGCGGGAAUGCCAAGACAGUGAUGAUCGCCUGCGUCAGCCCUUCCUCCUCGGACUUCGACGAGACUCUCAACACCCUCAACUACGCUAGCCGCGCCCAGAACAUCCGCAACCGCGCCACUGUCAACUGGCGGCCCGAGGCCGAGCGGGCAUCCGAGGAGGCAGCCGCUGGCCCGCGGGGGCCGCCUAGACACCGCUCGGAGACGCGCAUCAUCCACCGGGGCCGGCGCGCCCCGGGCCCCACCGCCGCGGCCGCCGCCCGCCUGGGCGCCGAGUGCGCUCGCUACCGGGCCCGCACCGACGCCGCUUACAGCCUCCUGCGGGAGCUACAGGCCGAGCCUGGGCUGCCUGGCGCCGCCGCCCGCAAGGUGCGCGACUGGCUGUGCGCCGUCGAGGGCGAGCGCAGCGCCCUAAGCUCCGCCUCCGGGCCCGACAGCGGCAUCGAGAGCGCCUCCUCCGAGGAGCAGGCCAUGCAGGGACCCGGCGGAGGAAAGGAAGAUGAGGGGGCACUGCAGCUGCUGGCCCUGCAGAGCCAGGUGGCCCGGCUGGAGGAGGAGAACCGAGACUUUCUGGCUGCGCUGGAGGACGCCAUGGAGCAGUACAAACUGCAGAGCGACCGUCUUCGUGAGCAGCAGGAGGAGAUGGCAGAGCUGCGGCUGCGGCUGGAGCUGGUGCGGCCUGGCUGGGGGGCCCCAGGGCUCUUGCAGGGCUUGCCUCCUGAGUCCUUUCUGCCCCGGCCUCACACGGCCCCCCUGGGGGGUGCCCACACCCGUGUGCUGGGCAUGGUGCCCCCUGCCUGCCUUCCUGGAGAUGAAGUUGGCCCUGAGAAUUGGGGAGAGCGGGUGACAAAUGGCGGGGAGGCUGGAGCCAAGUUGCUGGCAGAGGGAGAGAGGCUGGGAAGUGGCUCUUCAGCUGCAUCAGAGGAAGAGGAGGAGCGUGGGGAGGAGGAGCCACCCCGACGGAUCCUGCACCCACGCAGGAAUAGGAUCAGUAAGGGGAGCCAGAGGAUGGGGGCCCGCCCAGGGAGUCCACUCAACAGGAAGGGCCCAGAGCUUCGCCUGGAGGAGCUGGGUGCAACCAUCCCGGGGCCCAGAGUGGUUGGUGGGAGCCAAGCCCUGGUUCAGCCCCGCCAGGCCCCCACUGCCAUGGCCUCUGAGUGGCGGCUGGCCCAAGCCCAGCAGAAGAUCCGUGAGCUGGCCAUCAACAUCCGCAUGAAGGAGGAGCUCAUAGGCGAGCUGGUCCGCACAGGGAAGGCGGCCCAGGCCCUGAACCGCCUGCACAGCCAGCGCAUCCGGGAGCUGGAGCAGGAGGCAGAGCGGGUGCGGGCUGAGCUGAGUGAAGGCCAGAGGCAGCUGCGGGAGCUUGAGGGCAAGGAGCCCCAGGAUGCCAGCGAGUGUUCGCAGCUCCAGGAGUUCCGCAAGAGGGUUGCUGCUGCUCAGAGCCAAGCGCAGGUGCUGAAGGAGAAGAAGCAGGCGACAGAGCGGCUGGUGUCGCUGUCGGCCCAGAGCGAGAAGCGGCUGCAGGAGCUGGAGAGGAAUGUGCAGCUCAUGCGGCAGCAGCAAGGGCAGCUGCAGAGGCGGCUUCGUGAGGAGACAGAGCAGAAGCGGCGCCUGGAGACAGAGAUGAACAAGCGGCAGCACCGUGUCAAGGAGCUGGAGCUGAAGCACGAGCAGCAGCAAAAGAUCCUGAAGAUCAAGACAGAAGAGAUUGCGGCAUUUCAGAGGAAGCGGCGCAGCGGAAGCAACGGCUCUGUUGUCAGCCUGGAGCAGCAACAGAAGAUUGAGGAGCAGAAGAAGUGGCUGGACCAGGAGAUGGAGAAGGUCCUACAGCAGCGGCGGGCCCUGGAGGAGCUAGGGGAGGAGCUCCACAAGCGGGAAGCCAUCCUGGCCAAGAAGGAGGCCCUGAUGCAGGAGAAGACGGGGCUGGAGAGCAAGCGCCUGCGGUCCAGCCAGGCCCUCAACGAGGACAUUGUGCGUGUGUCCAGCCGGCUGGAGCACCUGGAGAAGGAGCUCUCCGAGAAGAGCGGGCAGCUGCGGCAGGGCAGUGCCCAGAGCCAGCAGCAGAUCCGCGGGGAGAUCGACGCCCUGCGCCAGGAGAAGGAUGCGCUGCUGAAGCAGCGGCUGGAGAUUGAUGGCAAGCUGAGGCAGGGCAGCCUGCUGUCGCCUGAGGAGGAGCGGACGCUGUUUCAGCUGGACGAGGCCAUCGAGGCCCUGGACGCUGCCAUCGAGUACAAGAACGAGGCCAUCACGUGCCGCCAGCGGGUGCUGCGGGCCUCGGCUUCCUUGCUGUCCCAGUGCGAGAUGAACCUCAUGGCCAAGCUCAGCUACCUCUCAUCCUCGGAGACCAGAGCUCUACUCUGCAAGUACUUUGACAAGGUGGUGACGCUCCGAGAGGAGCAGCACCAGCAGCAGAUUGCCUUCUCGGAGCUGGAGAUGCAGCUGGAGGAGCAGCAGAGGCUGGUCUAUUGGCUGGAGGUGGCUCUAGAGCGGCAGCACCUGGAGAUGGACCGCCAGCUGACCCUGCAGCAGAAGGAGCACGAGCAGAACAUCCAGCUCCUCCUCCAGCAGAGUCGAGACCACCUUGGUGAAGGGUUAGCAGACAGCAAGAGGCAGUAUGAGACCAGAAUUCAAGCUCUGGAGAAGGAGCUGGGCCGCCACAUGUGGAUCAACCAGGAACUGAAACAGAAGCUCAGUAGUUUGAAUGCUGCCGGCCAGAGCAGGGUGACAGGUGGGGAGAAGAGGACCCUGUGCCCGGAGAACAGACAAGCCCCUGGAAGUGAAGACGAGCCCCACCUGGCACCUGAGCCUCUGUGGCAGCCCCCCAUCACUGAGGGUGUGCCCCGUGCCCGUGAGGAGAUGCGGGACUUGGUCCGUGCCCCAUUACCGUUGACGUGGAAACGCUCGAGCCUGUGCAGCGAGGAGCAGGGUUCCCCUGAGGAGCUACGGCAGCGGGAGGCCGCUGAACCCUUGGUGGGGCGGAUGCUGCCUGUAGAUCCCAUCGACCACAGAUGAGCAGGAAGUGAUUGUGUGCCAGCUCCUGUCACUGUCUUCAAGAAGCUGAAGUCAUUUGGUAGGAUUUCGGGGGUCUUUUGGUUCAAAUACACAUAAGUUCUAAAGUGGUAUUUCUCUGGGAAGGGCGUGUGACACUGCGGGGACAAAAGCAUCCCGAGCUGUGGCAGUCCCUACGACUCCUGCAAGAUGCCAGUGCCUGAAAACCCCGAGCUAGCUUGGGGUAGAGCUAACCACAGGAUAGAAGUUUGAUCCUGGUAACAUCUCUAGGACCUUCAACAAAUUACCUCUGGUGUCUUUACACUGAGAGGAGGGUGCCUUCCCGUGGAACAGCAGCGGAGAGUGGGUCAGCGCCUGCAGACCGCUGGCAGAGAGGCAGCUCCACACAGCACAGCCGGGAGGCGGGGUGGCACCUGCAGCAACAGCACGGUCAGCACAGCCCGCGGCCCUCACACGGAAGCCCCAGCCUUCCUGGUAGGCGUCUCUGCAGUGCCUCCUGGCCAACACACCUGACAGAGCUGCGCGGCGGCCAACUCACCUGAAACAAACACCUCGUCGCCUGCCGUGGAGGGGAGCUGUUGCACACCCGUGCCUGGAGACCUGUCUUCACUCUUACCGACUUGGGAGUCUCCUCUCUGCUUGUCACAGACUCUUUUGGUUUGACACUCAGCCUCCUCCUUGGCAGAAAGGAGCCUCUUCCGAGAUCCCAACCCAAACUGUCCCCAGGAGAAGGCUUCCUCAGCCGUAGGCUCACUGUCCCUGGGAGGUGACUGGUCUGGCAGCUGACACACCCCCUCGAGCUCAAAAUCCCCCAAGAUGGGGGUCUUGGUGAUGCUGAGUUCAAGGCCUCGCUCCUUCCCCUCCGGCUCCAGCAGCAACACUCCCCCAGGAAGGUCCAUACCGACCUCGCUCCUUCCCGCAGAGCAGCCGAGCGUGCAGUCCACGGCCCUCUUCCGGCGGGGCCAGCCUUUAAUUGUGUCAGGAGUUGUCUUCCCGCUGUGCUUGGGGGAUGGUGUCCAAGGAACCCCGACUUCUGUCUGAAAUGGAGAGGGGGUACUAGAGGGGC
Mesoplodon densirostris (Blainville's beaked whale) is the source of this 5094-nucleotide messenger RNA. It is a transcript of the gene KIF7, whose product is annotated as kinesin family member 7. NCBI's taxonomy places the organism in Eukaryota, Metazoa, Chordata, Mammalia, Artiodactyla, Ziphiidae. Gene Ontology annotation, molecular function: microtubule binding; microtubule motor activity; ATP binding. The coding region runs from base 81 to 4031 and encodes 1316 amino acids. The transcript has 20 exons. Gene Ontology annotation, biological process: microtubule-based movement; mitotic spindle organization. The record is from RefSeq and is a predicted model, not a curated record.